CAAUCCACUGAGCUCCACCAAUAUCUGGAUACAAUCCACUGAGCUCCACCAAUAUCUGGAUGACAUCGAUCAUGUCAGGGCGAGCAACAAGUCGCCGAACCAAGGUCCGCGACUCCGUAACAACGACCGACAGGGGAGAUUACUACGCACUACACGACGCCAUCAACGACAAAAAACCCCACGAAGUUCACCGGCUGCUCGCUCAAGGAGCAGACGUCAACGCUUCGGACAGUAACGGUCAAACGCCGGUCAUCAGGGCCGUGAGUGCCGGCGACCGGCACAUCCUGUCCCUGUUGAUCGAGUACCAAGCUGACCUCGAUGCCCCGGAUAAGGUGUACGGGAUGACCCCGCUCAUGCAUGCAACCUACCACGGUAACGAUGAAAUGGUGAACUUCUUAUGCAUGCAAGGCGCUAACGUCAGUAUCAGGAACGCUAACAACGGGAAAUCGUUGCUACACUACGCGGUGGAAAACAGCGAUGUAACGACUUUAAAGAGGUUGAUGCAGUUUGUCAUUGAGCCUGAUGUAAACUGUGUUGACAACAAAGGCAUGAGUCCGCUGAUGUACGCGGCGAAAAUGGGAGAAUCUGAAAUGGCUGCGUUGCUGUGUCGCCACCACGCGAAGGUCAAUGUCUCCAACUGUCUCGACGGCAAGACCGCUUUACAUUACGCUGUAGAGGACGGGCACAAGAAGGUGGUCAAGGAACUUCUAAAAUACGACGCAUGCGUGAACAUUGUUGAUAAGAAGCAUAAAACUCCACUUGAGCUUUGUGACUCGGAGUCAGUUAGACGUAUCUUAAUCGACGCAGGCGCGUUCGAGUUUGUGUACGGCGCUUCGUGUUGCUGGAGCAACAGUAGGCGUGGUUCUGACGUCAGCACAUGGACGAGCGUCAGUCAACGGCCUGGGUCGGGGCAGAGUGACCAGAGGUCAAUGUUCAGGAGCCAGAGGUACCUGAUCAAAAGCUUGGAGAAGAUUGUUGAAAACGAGUCGACGUUGAACGAGCUCAGCAUCAAAUUGGAGUUUGAAGAAGAAUCGACUGUGGAGUUUGAUUGUGACACGAAGGUUGUCCACGAACCCCUCCCUGCCCCCAACCCGCCUGAGCUGACAAGGGAAGCAACCCCUGACGACCUGGUGAUCGACAGGGUUGGGUUCACGGAGUACCUGAAGCAAUGUGCCGAGCACUACCUGAACCACUGGACCGAUCCCAGGGCCCGCUACCAGCUGUGUGCUGAUGCUGACAGCGAGAGGAACGACGUACAGGAGACAUGUGACCUGCCCGGUGGAAUCAGGUUCAUCAACCACAUCACCCAACACAUCACCGUCCACAUCGGCCAGGCCACCUAUGUCCAAACGGGCGAGAAUGGUAGGAUCGUCAUCAAAGAUCGCGAGACGGACAGUGUUGUCAGUGACAGUGUUGUCAGUGACAACUUCAUCAGCAGGACAGACGCUAACGACCCUGAUGACGUCUAG
This is a messenger RNA of Physella acuta, 1469 nucleotides long. Its product is annotated as poly [ADP-ribose] polymerase tankyrase-like. Gene Ontology annotation, cellular component: BRCA1-BARD1 complex; BRCA1-A complex. Lineage: Eukaryota; Metazoa; Mollusca; Gastropoda; Physidae. Gene Ontology annotation, biological process: protein K6-linked ubiquitination. Gene Ontology annotation, molecular function: ubiquitin-protein transferase activity; protein binding. The record is from RefSeq and is a predicted model, not a curated record.